Messenger RNA from Phlebotomus argentipes, 1480 nucleotides. It is a transcript of the gene Ets97D, whose product is annotated as DNA-binding protein Ets97D. The transcript has 3 exons. Bases 39 to 1382 code for a protein of 447 amino acids. Gene Ontology annotation, cellular component: nucleus. Lineage: Eukaryota; Metazoa; Arthropoda; Insecta; Diptera; Psychodidae. Gene Ontology annotation, biological process: regulation of transcription by RNA polymerase II; cell differentiation. The record is from RefSeq and is a predicted model, not a curated record. Gene Ontology annotation, molecular function: DNA-binding transcription factor activity, RNA polymerase II-specific; sequence-specific DNA binding.
UGGUUUGACAGCCGUGAAGCACAUCGCAAAGAGGUUAAAUGAAUCUGCUGAAAACAUUCAAUAAAACACAGAUAAAAGUGGAAGAAGACGUCUCUGAUGACCACACAUCGCAGGACGGCAUGGCGUACGAUCAGGAAAAUGACUUGGUCACAAUUGAGAACAUCGACUUGAUCUCGGGGGCGCCGUUCUUCGAGUACAACCGCGAGGAGCCCGCCGUGGACGACACAGACGACAUCAUCAUCCUGCACAUGGACAUCCGGGAGCCGCUGAACAAGCUGCGAUCGCUGCUGGAGGAGAGAUUGGGACAGAGUCUGAAGUACUUCCAGUUCUGGCUGCAGGAUGCGCAAAUGCUGGAGGGGCACAAGAAUCUGGUGGACCAGUGCGUGCAGGGCGAAGGCCUGGUGCAGAUCAACGUUCAGGUGCUGACGAGCAGCAACAAGAUCAACAUCAUCGACGUGCUGAAGCCCACGGACGACAUCCUGGAGAACUCCAAGAGCGCCACGCCGAAGAGUCCGCGGGAGAACGCGGAGGAGAUGAGCGACAAUGAGGACAGCGCGCCGGCGGCGCAGAAGAAGUUCAGCGAUCAGUGGGCGAUUGACAAUCAGUUCAAGCGCGAUCAGGCGCGCCUGCAGAUCCCGGACAAUCCCAGGGACUGGACGACGGCGCAGGUGCGCCACUGGCUGCAGUGGGCCGUGCGUCAGUUCAACCUCACGCAGAUCAAGCUGUCGGACUGGUGCAUCAGCGGCAAGGAUCUGUGCAAUAUCGAACUGCCGGAGUUCAAGAAGAAGGUUCCCAACGACCCUGGAGACCUCUUCUGGACGCACCUGGAGCUGCUGCGCAAGUGCAAGUACGUGGCGGUGGUGCAGAAGUCACCCGGCGAAGGUGUCUUGCCCACGGAGAGCGCCAACAAGCCACCCAAGGCCGCGUCGCCCGCGAAGGCCAGCAAUCGCGUGUGCCUGGACAACAUCCGGAUGGAACCGAUCUUCUGUGGCAACCGCAGCGGCAACAACGGCCAAAUCCAGCUGUGGCAGUUCCUGCUGGAGAUCCUCACAGACAUCGAGCAUCGUAGGAUCAUUCAGUGGGUCGGCGGAAAUGGCGAGUUCAAGCUGAGUGACCCGGAAAGAGUGGCGCAACUCUGGGGAGAGCGCAAGAACAAGCCCACGAUGAAUUACGAGAAGCUGUCCAGGGCGCUGCGCUACUAUUACGACGGCGACAUGAUCUCAAAGGUGCACGGGAGGAGAUUCGUCUACAAAUUUGUGUGUGAUUUGAAGCAGUUGAUCGGCUACGACGCCAAAGAUCUGGCGCGCCUCGUCAUGGAGUGCGACAUGGAGGCGGAGUCUCGGGACAAGACGGCCGACUGGGAGUUUUCAGGGACAAUCUGAGGAGCGCAAAAGUGAGAAAAGAGAAGAAUAUUUUGAUUACUCUAUGAGAAAUUUAUUAAUUUUAAAAGAAAAGCAUUUGUCAAUCACGAUUUGUUUGA